AUGCCGAACCCGAGCACUUUCCAGGACAAGAAGCGUAGGAUUCUAGAAGAUCUCGCCACACCGUCCGAGGAGUAUACCGAUCUGUCGCCGAAAGGAUCAGUCGAUGAGGGCGUGCGAGAACUUUGCGAUGAGAUCAAUGCGCUGGAGGGGUAUGUAACGACGAGCAGCUGCGCUGGACGCAUUGCUGUGUAUAUGAAUGGUUCAGGAAAGGAUCGCAGUGAGGACGGUCGGAGUGGAAGGACUGAGCGAGAGGCGGGCAAGGGAGGAAAGGGUGGUGGGGAGUGGUUGUUCGUCACGCAUGAUGCCUUCAAGACCGACGAAGUAAGUGGUGACGGCGAAGUGUUCAAGUCAUUCGGCAUUGAGUACGCCGCACCUUCUGUGCCUACGUCAGCAGCACACUGCCGGCUAGUCUACCUCAAGUUUGAGCCGAUGAUUCUCCACAUCCUUACGUCCUCAGCUGUCAAUGCACAGACCGCCUACGCCGCUGCCUACAACUCCGGCUUCCGUGAGAGCGGCAUUUGGAGCAUCACUGGUACUGAUCCGACGCCAUACGUGGCAGUCCGGACACAAGGCCUGGCCCUGGAAAGCGUGGUCGCUUACGUCGACUCGAAUGGGACCAUCAAGCCCAUGGUCACGGAGCAGUACCUCAGAUCUAUGCUCGAGGUUGCGAACGAGAGGUUUGCCAGCAAUGCGCAACGCAAAGAACGUUUCCGGCACGCAUUCCUGAGCACUACCUCAAGCCGGACAUCCCCCCCGAACUGGGAACCGACCGAUGUCCGUAAUGCAAGAAAACGUGCAGAAGGGCUGAAGAGGAAAGAGGAACUGGAGAAGCAGAAAUCUAUUGCUGGGGCGAAUGCUGUCGUUGUGGAUCCGGCUACUAUGGACGACGAUGAGCUAUUCCCAUUGGACCAUCCACGAUGA
Messenger RNA from Fulvia fulva, 921 nucleotides. Its product is annotated as tRNA wybutosine-synthesizing protein 3. NCBI's taxonomy places the organism in Eukaryota, Fungi, Ascomycota, Dothideomycetes, Mycosphaerellales, Mycosphaerellaceae. Bases 1 to 921 code for a protein of 306 amino acids. The transcript has 2 exons. Gene Ontology annotation, biological process: tRNA methylation. Gene Ontology annotation, molecular function: tRNA methyltransferase activity. The record is from RefSeq and is a predicted model, not a curated record. Gene Ontology annotation, cellular component: cytoplasm.